Messenger RNA from Scatophagus argus, 6970 nucleotides. RefSeq names its product caskin-2-like. Lineage: Eukaryota; Metazoa; Chordata; Actinopteri; Scatophagidae. Gene Ontology annotation, molecular function: protein binding. Bases 625 to 4683 code for a protein of 1352 amino acids. The record is from RefSeq and is a predicted model, not a curated record. The transcript is spliced from 22 exons.
AUUUUUAUGAACAGCUGGGUUUGUUUCGAAAGUCCAAUCCGGAAGUUCCGGAUGUUGUGUUGGGUGACUUGACAACGUGCCAACAGUCUGGAGACUCCAGCGGAGAGAAUGUGGCAUUUACGGCGAGGAGGGAAAAGCUGGAGGGUCGUCAGCCAGCGAAGUGUCGUACAAAGUCCCAAAGUCCUAAAACACGAACCAUUUUCAUCGUAAUUCUGCGCGGGGAUUAAAGUUGAAUGUUGAACGUCUCGAAGCUUAUAGUCCUGGAAUAAAAAGUCAAAGAAGAUCGACUUUUCUGGAAUCUCAACACAGUAAAUACUCUGCCAGCUCCUCCGAGUUCGGCUAAGUUUUGGGAUACUUGGCUAAAGAAGUCCUGACCACGUCGGCCCCCGGCUGACCCUGGAAAUAACAAAUCGAGACUGAACAGAAGAAAAGUCUGAGCAGGAAAUUCGGCAGCUUGUCUGUUUCCUGGCUGUCAGCUGAGCGUCAGACGGAGGAAGUCUCACCUGAGGCAGGUCCACGUCUCCGACGCUCAGCAUGAGACUCUGAGGCGGCAGCAGGAGGGACUUUUGAAUAAAGCUGGUUCAAACACGAGGAGGAGGAGGAGGAGGAGGAGGAGGAGGGAGCAUGGGGAAGGAGCAGGACCUGCUGCAGGCGGUGAAGAGUGGAGACCUGCUGUCCACUCAGAAGCUGCUGUCCAAACUGAAAACCAACAGGAACAAGUUGCUGGGCUCCACCAAGAGACUGAAUGUGAACUACCAGGACUCAGACGGGUUCUCAGCCCUCCAUCAUGCUGCUCUCACAGGGACCACAGAGCUGCUGUCUGCACUGCUGGAGGCUCAGGCCACCGUGGACGUCAAGGACAGCAACGGAAUGCGUCCGCUGCACUACGCCGCCUGGCAGGGAAAAGCUGAGUCUGUCCUGAUGCUGCUUCGCUCCGGGGCGUCCGUCAACGGCGUCUCUCUGGACGGACACAUCCCUCUGCACCUGGCGGCCCAGUACGGACACUACGAAGUGUCUGAGAUGCUGCUGCAGCAUCAGUCCAACCCCUGCCUGGUCAACAAGGCCAAGAAGACUCCCCUGGACCUGGCCUGUGAGUUUGGACGAGUCCAGGUGGCCCAGCUGCUGCUGAACAGUAACAUGGUCGUGGCGUUGCUGGAAGGAGAGAGGAAGGAGCCGACGGACUCGGCCUUCACCACGCCGCUGCACCUCGCCGCCCGCAACGGACACAAAGACAUCAUACGGCUGCUACUUAAGGCCGGCAUCGACAUAAACAGGACUACCAAGUCUGGAACCGCUCUGCAUGAAGCUUCUCUGUAUGGGAAGACCGAGGUGGUCCGACUGCUGCUCGAUGCCGGAGUGGACGUGAACAUCCGUAACACCUACAACCAGACGGCGCUGGACAUCGUCAACCAGUUCACCACGUCGCACGCCAGCAGGGACAUCAAGCAGCUGCUGCGAGACGCGACAGGUGUUCUGCAGGUCAGAGCUCUGAAGGACUACUGGAACCUCCACGACCCGACGGCCCUCAACAUCCGAGCAGGAGACGUCAUCAUGGUGUUGGAGCAGCAUGCGGACGGACGCUGGAAGGGCCACAUCCACGACACCCAGAGGGGGACGGACCGAGUCGGCUUCUUCCCUCCGUCCAUCGUGGAGGUCAUCAGCAGGAGAAACGGGGGCACCUUGUCCCGGCACGCCUCCUUGCCCACCCACCGCCAGCAGCUGCCGUCCAGAGCCCCCCUGUCCUCCAGUCUCAGCUCCGCCCCCCAGACCGACGACUCCUACACCCUGUACGCCUCCCCCACCCACAUGGUGCUGCCGUUAGCCAACGGCCUCACUGCCAACACAGGUUUGUCUCCGAGCCGCCUGUCUCAGUCUGAGUUUCCCUUUGAGGACAUCUGGGUUCUCAGGGACUCGUGUCAUGCUGGAGACAGGAACAGUGUCGGCAGCACCGGCAGCGUUGGCAGCACUCGCAGUGCUGGGAGCGGCCAGAGCACCGAGAGCAACAGCGCACCCAACGGACCCCAGCACAACACUGGUCACCACGACAACGCCAACAAGCUGGCGCCCUCUGCUGUUGAUUCUGGACAGUCAGACGUCAGCAUGCAGCCUGAUCAGCCUGCAGGGUCCUGCACAUCAGGUGGGACUCCCCGCAGGCCGACGGUGACGGUGCAGAGGGCCGCAGAGCAGAGUUUCUCCCAGCAGUUUGUUCGUCCUCAGCAGCUGCUGGAGGGGAAGGAUGCAGAGGCCAUCUAUCAGUGGCUGAGCGAGUUCCAGCUGGAGCAGUACACUGGGAACUUCAUCAGUGCUGGUUAUGAUGUUCCAACCAUCAGCAGGAUGACGCCUGAGGAUCUGACUGCCAUCGGAGUGACCAAACCAGGCCACCGCAAGAAAAUCUCCAUGGAGAUCAACAACCUGAAUAUGCCUGAGUGGCUGCCUGAGUACAUCCCAUCUGACCUGGGUGAGUGGCUCAACGCCAUCGGCCUCCCACAGUACCACAAAAAACUAUCAGAAAAUGGCUACGACUCCAUCAAUAUAGUCAAAGAUCUCACAUGGGAGGAUCUGCAGGAGAUCGGCAUCACCAAGCUGGGCCACCAGAAGAAGCUGAUGCUGGCAGUGAAGAAGCUGUGUGACAUCCAGAGGGCGAUCCUUCAGUCUGAAUCAGGCCAAGGCACUCUGCGUCGCAAAGCCCCUGGAGCUCUGCACCUGGUCACCAUUGAGCCACCUGACUCAGCAGGUGAAUGCUCUUCUCCUCACACUCCAAAGAUGCUGACCUUCCAGGACAGCGAGCUGAGCACUGAGCUGCAGACAGCCAUGACCAGCCACUACGGAGGCUGUGAGGAAGGUUUGGCCAUCAAAAACGCAGUGGGAAUGUCGCAGAGCCAGGAGAGCAUUGAUACCCGGUCCAGAGGCUCCGGACGCUCCCAGGAGCCUCCCACAGCUUCCAUAACCCCCCAUAGUUGGUCCCAGGAGAGCUUGGAUGGCAACGCUGCCAAGGAGAGAAACCUCCCUGAGGGCUGGGACCAGAAACCUCUACAGCAGCAGCCGCUGCCCAAGCAGGUGCCUUUGGGCACAGCAACAGUAUUUAAGUACCCGGCGAUCCCAGCCAAGCCCAAAAUGUCUGGAUCACGUGGUCCCUCACCUCAUGGCUCACCAGCGUUGAAGGGUUUCAGCUACCUGCAUUCACACUGUGGCUCCACAGAGCUGAGCUCAUCUCCCAGGCUUGAGGAUCACAAUAUGACCUUGACGCCACCCAAGAAGCGCACCCAGAGCAUGACCCGCUACGCUCUGUCGGACGGAGAGCCUGAUGAGGACGAUGAGGAGCCAGCUUGUCCUUCUGGAAACCUUUCAUCCUAUGCCACACUGACCCGCAAACCUGGUCGCAGCCAGCUGGGUCGAUUACAGUCAAGUCCAGAAAAGAACAGCAAUGUGGGACGCAGUCAGUCCUUUGCAGUGCGUGCUCGAAAAAAAGGUCCCCCUCCUCCUCCCCCGAAGAGACUGAGCUCAGUGAGCAGCACCACAAGUGGGGAGCUGAGUGACAGCAGCACCACGUCAUCUGCUGCUGGGGCGAUGACCGACAGUCCUGUGAGCGUGAGGAGCAUCGCGGCCUCUCUGGAAGGCAGGACAGAGGGGAAGAACCCUCCAGCGCCUAAACCAGACCAUGUCCAGCAGGAGCCGCCUACCCCCUCCCUCAACUCUGCAGGGCAGGAGCCUAGAGAGGCUUCAUUGGUGAGGAGGAGAGUGCAGAGCGAGUGUAUACCCACUCAGACCAGCAGCAGCACCGAGCCAGAUCGAGGGGUGAAGUCUGACUCUGAGGAGGAUGAAUCAAAAGGUCGUGGACUGGAGGGCUCUUCAUCCCCUCAGAACAGCUCCAGUGAGUGCAUCCCCUUUGCUGAGGAAGGCAACUUGACCAUCAAACAGAGACCCAAAGCUCCAGGGCCACCCAGGGCUGAGGCUGUGUUGGAGCCUCCAGAGAAACCAGCAGCCAAGAACUUGGAGGUGCCAGAGUUCAAUCUGAAGGAGUCAGACACGGUGAAGCGCCGACACAAACCCAAAGACAAGGAGCAAGGAGGAGGCUCCCCCAGCAGAGAGGGGGCGGGGACAGCUGGGUCAGAGUCAGACUGUGAGCCUCCAUCCCAGAGUCAGGAGGAGGUCAGUCUGAGGAUCAAGGAGAUCAGUUUGGAGAGGCCAGCCAGUCCGGCAACAGGGUCUCCCAUCAAACCUCCACUCUCCCCAAAACCUCCUGCUGUGGCCCCAAAACCUGUCCGCCACAGUCUGCUUGCAGCACAAGCAGCUGGACUCUCCUCUCCAUCCGUGACCGUCAGUGGGGUUCAAAGUGUGGCCUUUACCUGUCCAUCCUCUCCAGCUCAUGGGCCCCCAACUCCAGCAACAGCCUCGCCCCCUCAGAGUCCCUCUCUGACAGCAGCGAGGUCCCAGGUAUGUGUGAUGGGUGGGGGUCUUGUCCCCGAGUCGUCCUGCGGGACCGAGGUGGUUCAGCAGAGACUGGAUCAGACCAGCACGUCUCUUGAAGCAGCUCUGAGGGCCGUUGAGAGAAAACUGAACCUGGAGGACAACUCGUCACUCGACAGUGGAUCAAACACAGUGAAGUCUGCGAGGACCAUUCUGGACGACAUCGGAAACAUGUUUGACGACCUGGCCGACCAGCUGGACGCCAUGUUGGACUGAAGACUUUUCAUUUAAAAAAAAGUUCACCCUCAACCUCAGGAAGUGAAACAGUGAGAGAAAACGGGAGCGCCGGCAGAGGUUUCCCCACCGGUGAUUUAACCCUCUGCUCUGAUGGACGCAGUCAGAGUCAAACACUUGUCUUGUUUCUCCAGCACUUAGUUUCCACUGUGCUUCCUCAACGGGGUCCUGACACGAGGUCCAGACAACUGAAUCCGGUUACUGUAGGGAAGGAUGCCAUUUUUUAUUGACCUUCGUAACAUUUGUGUCGUCAUGUGUUAUCAUGAACCAAACAGAGACAAAUAUUGGACCAGUCUGUGAGGACAAACUACCCAGAAGAUUAUUAGGACGCUUGCUGUACAACUAAUGUUCUAACAUCAACUUUUAUCAUUUUAUAGAGAGUCAAAGUCCUGACAGCACUUCCUGUCCAGCAUCUGUCCCACUGUUAUGACGUGUCAAGUUCAAUUCUUGUUCUCUAGAUGCUUUACAGAGACCCAGAGCCUGAACCCCCGAGCAAGUAGACAGUGGCAAGGAAAAACUCCCUUUUAACAGGAAGAAACCCUGAGCAGGACCCGACUCACAAGGGAGAACCAUCCUGCUGAUAGUCGGCUGGGUGAAGGGGGGGAAGACGUUUAAGCCUGAAAAAAAUGACAGCAGUGUGUUAUUCAUCUGUAAUUAAUAAUAUAAUAUAUGUAAUAGUAAUUAUUCUCCCUUACUGAGUGUUUGGACUAAAAGCAGCACAGCAUUUAAAGAAACAAAAGACUUCAGGUGAGGCGAUAAAUUAAAUCCAGGAUGUCGAGCGAGUGGCCGCAGUAAAACGUUGGCACCGUGUGUUGUUCAGAUUACAUGUAUAUGAGCUGAUUUUCAUAUCCGGAGGAGGAGGAGCAAAGGUUGAUGAGACACCUGAGUACAACAACCGCCAGGUGAGAGAUGGCGGUUUGAGACCUGCCUAUUUUAGAACAAAACUCAAUGUGUGACGAAACAAACAACUUGCAGACAAAACGAACAAACAGCAAGUAAAGAAAUGAGAAGAGAAGAGAAAUUCAUCAGGUUUUAAGUUCCACUUGAAUGGAAGUUUGGUAAAAGCUGCUAAAAGGACGUCUGGACUGAGCGAUGACGACUGAACUCAGUGAGCAGAAGGUCACGUGUGAAUUGGGUCGUUACUCCUGAACGUUGAACUGUUUGAGGCCAAAAUGAACAAAGUGCACUUAAUGUCAUCAUCUUUAAAAUCAACAUCAAAUUGUUGUUCUUUGAGUGCAAAGUAAUUAAUUCCUAUAGCAGUCAGGGUGAACUUUGGUCGUCUUCCUGCUCGCUUGGUCUCGUCAGAACCACACGACAAACCGUCGACUUUUGUUUCACUGCUGGAUUUUCUGUGUUGAGAAAAAUGUGAUUUCGAUGAGCAUCAGGACUCGUCACGUCUGACCAUUUCACACUUCGCCUUUGUAAUAUAUAUUUUGUAAUGUGUUUUAUACCGAGUUAUUUUAACCCCGUGUCUUCCACUCGUGAAGCUACAGAAAACCUGUAAAAGCUGACAAAGGGAAGCGCGUUGAGCUCAGCGGAAGACGGCGUGCGAGAUGCAGAAUAUUUUUGUGAUUUUAGCCAAAUUAGUAUUUAAAUUAGAGUUAUCUAAAUAUGUAUAUUGUACACUUGAGGUAUACACAGGAGCAGAUAUUCAACCAAAGUAUUUGUACAGAUUUUGCUCAGAUGUUUUCACAUUUCCUUUAAGUAUCCUGGACUGUCCUCUUCCUGUUUGUGUGUUUCCUGCCUGCAUGUUGGAGCUCUUUGUGAACGCGUCAUGUGAUUUCAGUGUGAAUGAGAUGAUCCGUGUUGGUCUGUGGGGUCUCAUGUUCUGCUGCUCACGGCUGUGGAUGAUUUCAAAAGUAGAAUCAAAGACGUAUUAAGAUGUAAAAGCAGCUGUGGAGCACACAGCUAACAAGCUACGGCAGCUUAGCACAGCUGACUUUGAGGCAGAUGUGCAUGAAUUUAUGUUUUGGACCUACUGAAAGCUAAAAUCCCUCGAAAUGAAUUGAUUUCACUACAAAGGUUUUGGAUUUUAAUUCUCAUGUUAAAGUGGAAGGAAGCAGCUCAUUGGAGUUUAUUUCGUGGUUUGUUUGUAAUGAGGCAUUUUUGAUCCUCCGUAUGAGCAGCAGCAGCUUCAGCAACAGAUUUUCACAUUCCUGAACAAACGUGCGCGCGCUGUCUUUUAUUUUGCUAUUUCCUGUUGUUUUGGUCGUUUCUGUCCUCUCUGGAUGUAUUUGUUUAACCAUUAAAUAUCUACAGUGUUACUGCU